Molecule: messenger RNA, 510 nt
Organism: Amborella trichopoda
Lineage: Eukaryota; Viridiplantae; Streptophyta; Magnoliopsida; Amborellales; Amborellaceae
Product: pathogenesis-related protein PR-1
Cellular component (GO): extracellular region
Source: RefSeq, a predicted model, not a curated record
AUGUCCACCCUUCUCCACAUACUGCUCUUCCUCUGUGUGGGCGCCGCCACCGCCACCGCCACCGCCACCGCCACGGCUUCUGCCAGAUCCAGUAGCCUGGCAGCACAGUUCCUGGUGCCACACAACGCAGCACGAGCCGCUGUCGGCGAGCGGCAACUCGUCUGGGACGAGCGCAUUGCGCGUUACGCGCGCUGGUAUGCAGCUCAGCGCAGGGACGACUGUGCCCUGGAGCACUCCGACGGGCCGUACGGCGAGAACAUAUUCUGGGGCAGCGGCACGGGAUGGACGCCCUCAGACGCAGUGCAGGCAUGGGUGGGCGAGGCCCGGUGGUACAAUCCGAGGUCGAACGCGUGCGCAUACGGUCAGGAGUGCGGGCACUACACCCAGAUGGUGUGGAGAAAGUCUCUGAGGCUGGGGUGUGCGGUUGUGGUGUGCGAUGGGGGGAGAGGGAUGUUUAUGACCUGUAAUUAUGAUCCUCCUGGGAAUUAUUUUGGUGAGAAGCCUUAUUGA